AUGUUCGAGAAGGUUGCAAAUGCAACAACCUCCAAGGAAGCAUGGGAUAUUCUUCAAACUUCUUUUAAAGGUUUGGACAAAGUGAAAAAAGUUCGCCUCCAAACCUUAAGAGGAGAGUUUGAAUCAUUGCAUAUGAAGGAAAAUGAAUAUGUUGUGGAUUAUAUUUCGAGAGUUUUGGCUAUUGUCAAUCAAAUGAAAAGAUAUGGUGAAGAGUUGAAAGAUGAUAGGGUCGUGGCAAAAAUACUACGAUCCUUAAUUUCAAAAUUUGAUUUUAUUGUUGUUGCCAUUGAAGAGUCCAAAGACUUGGACACCAUGACCAUAGACGAGCUUUCGAGUUCCUUGCAAGCACAUGAAGAGAAGUUGAAGAAACCGAAAGAAGAAUCGGUUGAACAAGCGUUGCAAGCAAAAUUUUCUUUCAAAGAGAAAGAUGAAAGGCGUGGCUCGCAACAAAGAGGCCGUGGAAAUGGAAGAGGUCGUGGUAGAGGCGGAAGAGGAGUAGUCAACCACCUUCAAGUAGAGAAAAUAAAGGCCAAGACUUUAAGUUCAAGAAGAGAUAACUUUGAAGAGAAAAAUAAUUUCGUGGAGAGCAAAAAUGAAGAUGAAGAUGCCACCUUGCUUCUCGCAUGCAAAGGAGAAGAAAGUGCCGAGAAGCACCGAUGGUACCUUGAUUCCGGUGCAAGUAGCCAUAUUUGUGGAAAGAGGGAUUUAUUUGUGGAACUUGAAGAGCUGAAUCGUGGCACAAUCACUUUUGGAGAUUCUUCACGUGUUAAAAUCAAAGGAAAAGGAUGUAUCUUUGGAAAGCAAGCUAGAAAAAGCUUUCCUAAAGAGUCUUUGACAAGAGCAAGAUGCCCUUUGGAGUUAAUUCACAUGGAUGCAAAAUCAGAGGUGUUUGAAACCUUUAAAAAAUUCAAGAGGAUGGUGGAGAAACAAAGUGGCUAUCAAAUUAAGUCACUUCGGUCGGACAAUGGUGGAGAAUUCACUUCAAAUGAAUUCAAAGUUUUUUGUGAGAAAAAUGGAGUUCGCCAUUUUUUAACCGUGCCAAGAUCACCACAACAAAAUGGCGUUGUGGAAAGAAAGAACCGGACCAUUCUUAACAUGGUGAGGAGUAUGUUGAAGAGCAAAAAUAUGCCAAAGGAAUUUUGGGCUGAAGCUGUUGCUUGUGCG
Messenger RNA from Nicotiana attenuata, 1164 nucleotides. RefSeq lists its product as uncharacterized. The record is from RefSeq and is a predicted model, not a curated record. The annotation marks the transcript as partial. Gene Ontology annotation, molecular function: nucleic acid binding. NCBI's taxonomy places the organism in Eukaryota, Viridiplantae, Streptophyta, Magnoliopsida, Solanales, Solanaceae. The transcript is spliced from 4 exons. Gene Ontology annotation, biological process: DNA integration.